UUAUUAUUUGAAAAAUUGUGGUUUUAUUUCUCAGAAAUAUAUGUUUACAAUUUUAUAUUGUCUUAUGAUAAGGACUUGAACAAAAGAAAAUGAAUCCUUAGAUGUUUUGGAAAGGAGAAAUAUGAAGAUUUAUAUUUGUUUGUUUGGUUUUGCCUUCUUACUUGCUUCUGUUGAUGGAGGGGUUGGAAGAAACGGAUUAGGUUUGAGAGAUCAGUUUUACGACAAUGAUGAGAUUAUGAAUGAUGGUCCUGUGAUUCAAUGUGACAAUUAUAAUGAAAAACCAAACUUAUCUGAAGGUCCUUGUUCUGCAGAGGAUCUUGACCAGAACGGGUUUUGCAAUAAGACUCAGAUAUGUCGGCCCGGCAGCCAUUGUUUUAUGAGUUGGAGAAACGAUUCUGGCGUUAUUAAAAUUCUAAAUAGUGGAUGUUGGCUCAAACAUCAUGAGUGUGUCAACAGAUUUGAAUGCAGAGCUUCUAAUGAUAGUCAUAGAAAUGGAGUUUAUUAUUGUUGCUGUGAAGGAAGUUUUUGUCACAGAAAAUUUUAUCUUGAUCCCGCAGCUGAUCCUGCUAUCGAAGACACAGAACCAGAGGUGGCAGAAAGCUACAAUGAAUGGCUUAUUCUGGUCUACGUACUUGUACCAUUGAUUGUUGUUUGUGCUAUCGUCGUAUUUGCAUUCUGGGUCUACAGAAAUAAACAAAUUGGAUUAGAGGCUUUGGAUGGAAUCAGUGUGGCCACUCCUGCAACUGCAGACACACGAUGUACAACAGUGAUGUAUCAGCAUGCCAUGGAAUUACCAACCCCAGAGUUACUGGAAGUGAAAGCUCGUGGUAGAUUCGGUAAAGUAUGGAGAGCCCAACUACAUGAUUCAAUUGUUGCUGUCAAAACUUUCGAUCACAAUGAAAAAGCAUCUUGGGAGAAUGAGCAAGAGAUAUUCACGACUCCUCUAAUGACAACUCACGAUAAUAUACUGAAGUUUUUAGCGGCAUCAAAUCGUGGUGGAGGAUUGGAUUCUGAGUUAUGGCUCAUCACAGAAUUCUAUGAGAAGGGCUCUCUGGCAGAUUAUUUGAAAGUUCACAAAGUAUCUUUGGAUGAAGCUUUGCGUAUUGUAUGGUCAAUGGCUCAUGGAAUGUCUUUCCUGCAUGAAGAAAGGAUCACCUCUAAGGGUGAACACAAGCCUGCAAUUGCUCACCGUGAUUUCAAGAGUAAAAAUGUAUUAUUGGAUCAGAAUUUAAAUGCAGUUAUUGCCGAUUUUGGUCUGGCAGUCAAAUUCACACACGGAGAAAGCCCUGGAGAAGUCCAUGGUCAAGUUGGCACUCUGAGAUACUUUUCACCAGAAGUUUUAGAAGGAGCAAUCAGCUUUCAGAAAGAUGCUUUUAUACGUAUUGAUAUGUAUGCAUUCGCACUCGUCGUAUGGGAGAUCAUGACUCGAUGUCCCUUUGGAUCUGAAGAUUGUGGGGAAUUUCUUCUUCCUUUUGAAGAGGAAUUCGGGAACCAUUUAUCAAUGGAUCAAUUACAAGAUUGGGUUUGUGAAAAGAAAUUGAGACCUUGCGUUAAAGAUGAGUGGAGAAGAGACAAGAUAAUGUCCACCUUAAGUGACACAAUAGAAGAAUGUUGGGACCAUGAUGCCGAAGCCAGAUUGUCAGCAGGAUGCGUGGAAUUAAGGGUCAAAGGUCUUCAAAGACAGAGACUGAUAUUAGAGCCUGACGUGAAUGAAACCAGUGAAGGAAGUCCUCUGAUUAUGCCGUCACCUACUCAUGUUAUCAAUAAUACUGAAACAAUGAAUCAGCUCAAUAUCCAGAGAAACAACAUAACAAGCGAAAACAAUAAAAACCAACAAAUGAAUGGACAAGUUGGAUCAAGAACAACACCACCUGACGACCCCACUCAAAGUUUGAAUAAUCAUAAUGAAAAGGGUGAUGCGUACGUUGCACAACAACUCGAUGAUGAUCACGAUUCUGGCACUUUUGCUAACGAGGACACUUUGUCACACGAUGGCAUGAUGGAGCAACUAAUUGCGGAAAACACAGACAGCGUACCACAAGUCCAAAUCGUAGAUGGUGAUGGGGACUCUGCGACAUCACUUUUAGCUUCAGAUGAUCAAGAAACAGACCUUUGAAUCCAUCAGACAGACAAUUCAAAUCACAUAAAAUAGCUUUGUGGUUAUUUUUGCUGACAAAGAGCACAUUUUGCUUUGAUUCAUACGGUUUGCUGAAUACUAGAUUCCCGCAAACAAUAAUGCUUGUACAUACACCUUUUUAACAAGAUCAAUAUUUUUGUGUUUUGAAAAAAUAAAAAUUUCGAUUAUGCUGUUACCAGAGCUGAUAAAUAAUUAUAUUCAUUUAAUUUAACUUUGUUUUCACAAAGUUGUCUUUAUAAUAAAUGAGUUUUGUAGACUUUUAGGAAGUUUAAUGUGGCUCUUUCAUUAACUCAACAAGCCUAAUUUGUGGCGAUUAUUUCACUAAUGAAUACUUGGUCCUCAUGUAGUAUGUGAACCAAGAUGGCGGACACAGGAACGUAGUAUGUGUGCCAGGUUGGGGUUAGGCCAUAUUGUCAGAAAGAAAUCCCACAGGAGUCACUUGGCUAGUCCCUGAACUCGGUAGUGGAACUAAAACAAGGAAAAAUAAGAAUAAAAUUAUGUCUUAACCCUAUUCUGGUACGCGUACUACGUUCCGAUGUCCGCCAUCUUGAUUUACAUACUCCGGGGGCGCCGAAUAUUUUAAACUUUUGUUGACUCUGAAUAGCCAUUAUGAUAUAUCUAAUACUGAUGUUCCUGAUCUGUCAUUGUGCUUUUUGUUAGUUCUGUUUAAUUUGUCUCCCUGCCUUGGAAUAAGGGCUGCAAGGUGAUAUGUAGUUAUUUUCUAUUUUGCUAUGUUUUAGUUACAAUGCUUAUUUUGCCAACUCUUGACUGAUAGUGCGAUAAGGAAUUUAAAAGAACUUGUAGUACCAUUGUAUGUCCUUUCUAUAUUUUCCUAUAUCAAGAUUUUAAGCUUAGUACUGAAUUGCUGAACCGCGAGUCCGGGAGGUUUUUGGCGUGUGCAUAUUUCAACAUUCUUAGAUUCUUCAGUGAAGUAAAAUUAUGAAUUUUGAAAACUAGUCAUGUUCAUAACAAUUUAUUUCCCAUCAAAGUGGUUGCACUGGAAGAAAAUGGCCGACAACACGAAGCGUCACUCGUUGGUAAAUAAAUCUUUCCUAAUGUGAGUGAUAUUCAAUCACCUUUUUCUGUAAAUUUUAUGUAAAGUUCUUUUUUGCAUUGCUCCUUUGUUGAAAUUUUGAAAUCACAAAGUCAUGCUUUUCUCUUAUGUAGUAUACCAAUUUCAUCGAGGCCAGGUAUUCUCAAAAAAUUGCUUGAUCAGCAAAUUCUGUUCAUUUUACGAUUUUAAAGAAAAAUUUCAGAACCAGUGCCGAACCAGUUCAAUAAUUUUAAAUAUUCUCGAAGUUUUAUAACCUAUCGAAAUCCCGAGCCUCCUGACCUGAAAUUUAAAUAUCAGCAUAUUUUUACGACUAUUUUUUAUUGUUUUUCGAGAGUUAAUUCAAUUUCAGCAUCAAGGUUUUUUAGAGACCUGGAUCAUCAGCAAAUACUGGAAUAUUGAUUAGUAUUUGUUCAGAAACGGUUUAAGUUUAACAGCUACUUACAUUGCUAUUGGUUUUAUUUCGCCUCAAAUACUCAUCCGAACUAGGUAUAGAUUCUGUUUGGUCAAUCGCCAAUUGACUUUUUUUGGUACUAGUGAUAGAAUAAAGAGAUUUAACAGGGAUCUUUUACCAUCAUAAAUGUAACUAUCUUUUUCUGAUGCCUAGUAAAUAUCGCAAGUACCGCACGUACUGCUGUAUAUUUGAUUUUAUUCUUUAACUUACUAUAUUGGUUUUAAUAAUUCAGAUGGUCAGGUAUGGGUGAUAGCCGGUAGUUGGAUUCGACGAACUCACUAACAUCGGGUCCCCUCAUUCUAAAAUAUUUAAGUAAGCUAUGUCAGCAUGACACACUUUAUAUCAGUGGUUCCAAAGUUGAUUGACUGGGGGAGUCAAGAUACCAGUGUAAUUAAAUUGUUACCAAUAUACACGUGAAUAAACUGUGAUAAUGACGUACACGUAGCAACUGGUGAUAUCUAGAGCGCAAUAAGGUUAAAACAUGAAGUGUUAAACUAUUUCACGUAAGUUCGGCUGGCUAAUUAAAAUUACAGGACACAGUUUGUAACCGCAGCUCGAAAUGCCAAAUAUAACGCUAGUUGUCAGCUGUUAUGCACGUUACCUAUAAAUGGGUCGUCUAACAUUUAAAACAAGACCGGGUUUGUCGAUUAUUGCAACUUUCCAAAAAUGGGUCUGUCCGAAUCCCACCACUGGUGAUACCCCUUCAUUGUAUUUUUAUAUUUGAACUAGAAAGGCCUGUUUUGAUGGUGAAUAAGUAAUCAAGCAUUUGCUUCGGAAUGAGUUAUUAUUUUUGUAUACUUUCGUUCUUACUACCUUUUUAUAUAUUCACACCCAUUUGAACAGCUUAUUUUUUAUUUUGAUUUGAAUAUUUUUGACUGCAACAGUUCGUGUAGAUAGUACAUGCUAAAAAAUUGAGAAAAAGUGAAAUUAUUGAAAAAUUGAUUUCACAUUAAAUACUUAUUCUAAGUCUUCUAUUUCAAUAUUUGUGCAUAAAGAAACCGAACAGUAUACAUAAAUUAGGUUGUUUAUUCUAAGGACUAAUUGAUGCAAAAUCUAUGCCUAUGGUAAAGUUAUCAUCUUGAGGACUUGAAGAAUAUUAUCUUGUGUGAAUGCUUUGCCUCUUUUUACUUCAAAUUGCCAAUAUUUUUCCUUUGCUUUCAUGUCUGGAUUUUGUGUAAAUUUCAUUUUUAAAUUGUUCUACAUAAGGUAUAUUCACACGAAAUAAACGAGUCAAAAUUUAAC
This is a messenger RNA of Styela clava, 4884 nucleotides long. The record is from RefSeq and is a predicted model, not a curated record. NCBI's taxonomy places the organism in Eukaryota, Metazoa, Chordata, Ascidiacea, Stolidobranchia, Styelidae.